AUGACUGCUCUGCUUCCCAACGUCACUGUUCCUGGAAGUACAGCAGUUCUGCUGCCGACUACAGACUGUCUGUUUAACCUGACUGCAGCUGCUCAGGCAGGACUCGGUUCAGGCCAGUCACUGGCCCCUCUCUGCACCCUGUGUUGCUGUGGAUUUCUAAAUCGUACUUUGGCAGUGGUGUUCAUGGUCAGCCUGGCAUUUGCCAUCGUGGUUGGAAAUGUGAUCACCCUCACUGUCUUUGUGCAAACAAGGCAGUCCCGAACACCACAGGGAUACCUGAAAGUGUCUCUGGCCAUAGCAGACAUGAUGGUCGGUGUCCUCGUGGUCCCUUUCUCCGUCUACACUGAGAUUUCUCUGAUGGUGACCAGCUCACCUCCUAUUUGGUACCAGGGUAGUUCUACUUCCCCAGCCACCUCCAGUUCUUUCGGGGGACUGGUGAGUCCUUGGCAGCCCUGCAUGCUGAUUGGCCCUGUGUUUGCUGGAUGCACCUUUGUCUCCAUCAGCACCAUCUUCCUCAUGACACUGGAGCGAAGCGUGGCCAUCCUGUGGCCACUCCACAAGGACGCCUUGGUGACCCGGAGACGAACUCUGCUUCUCAUCCUGCUCUCCUGGGCUGCCAGCUUCCUGCUGGCUCUUGCACCCCUCAUCUUCAGCAGCAACUUCACUUUGGAGUACAAUGAGUGCAGUCGUAUGUGUAACUACUCCCCACUAUUGUUCGGAAGCCAGCUGCCACCUGAUGCCAACAUUUUGCUGUUAUUCCCAGCAUUUGACUUCACACUGCUCGGUGGCACAUUAGCAGUAAACAUUGUGUCUUUCACUAGCAUCCGACAGUACUCCCGAAAACGCAAACUGCUUUCAGAGGGGAGUCUGAGUGACGCAGGGGGAGGAGCGGGAGGGUGCUCUCACAGGCCCUCCUUUUCAGACAUCAAAGCUGCCAAGACAAUUGGCAUACUUACAUUCGCCUUCACAGCAUCCUUCUCUCCCAUCGCAGUGUUUGUGCUCGGGAACGUGGUGGGAUACACCUGGUGUAACUUUUCCUUUUUUGCCUUCUGGAUCCUGACAGGAAACAGUUGCUGUAAUGUAAUUAUCUACAGUGUUAGGGACCAUCGCUUUAGGAAGGGUGUGAGCUUGCUCUUUCAGCGAGACCACUCCCUUCCACAUGGCGAGAAGUCCUGA
Molecule: messenger RNA, 1176 nt
Organism: Perca flavescens (yellow perch)
Lineage: Eukaryota; Metazoa; Chordata; Actinopteri; Perciformes; Percidae
Product: trace amine-associated receptor 13c
Exons: 2
Coding region: 1-1176 (391 amino acids)
Biological process (GO): G protein-coupled receptor signaling pathway
Cellular component (GO): dendrite; synapse; plasma membrane
Molecular function (GO): G protein-coupled adenosine receptor activity
Source: RefSeq, a predicted model, not a curated record